Messenger RNA from Coccidioides posadasii C735 delta SOWgp, 1812 nucleotides. RefSeq lists its product as uncharacterized. NCBI's taxonomy places the organism in Eukaryota, Fungi, Ascomycota, Eurotiomycetes, Onygenales, Onygenaceae. The record is from RefSeq and is a predicted model, not a curated record.
AUGGCUUCACGAUUGUAUUACUAUGAGCCAACAACACCUCCAACUUUCUUAGGGGGUGAAAACUACCCUGAGACUGUGCACAGCCGUUCCACUUCAGGAUCAUCCUCGCUAUACACCCUGGACUCCUCUCCUGACUCGGUGAUCACAAAUGUUACCACCCCAAACCGAUCACCUGGUUACUACCGACAUGGCCGUGCCCUCUUGCCGAAAAUUCGCCCCCAGGAUCUUGUGGAUGAACCAGUCUCCCAGAGGGGUCCUCAGCGCCACCGGAAAGCUCUAGCUAGCACUCUCAACCCUCCUGGCUACGCUCCAUAUCCAGUCUCUAGACCUCCAGCGCAGCGAGUGGUAACCGACUCCGCAGGCCCCCUGGUUUCCCCAAUCUCAACUGCCUCAUUUCUUGGCUCCCAUUUUGGGUCAACCCUGCCGUCUCCUGUCACUGUUCCCCCGGUAGAAUCUCGCAAGCGUUCUAGUCAUUCUCGAAACGUUUCCGUGUCUAGCAUAGAUGAAACAACACUGAAUCGCUAUGGAUAUCCAACUUAUCGGCAGCUCCCCAAAUACGUUUCGCAAUGUAGCCCAACGUCCCCUGUUUCGUCGAUGGCACCAUCAUACCUGAACUACCCUCCACCUAAACGUGAACCCUUGAGCUAUCAGCCAUAUGAUAACACAUUGGGAACAUAUUCACUUUCAGGUGCCACAGGCAAAACCCUUGGUGCUCCAGUCAGCAUCGAAAGUCAAGUUGACUAUGCGCCUCCCUCCACAACACUUCUCGAGUAUCUUACUGCUCCCACUCAGGCAGUCAACCUGGUUCAAAACGUCGCAUACAACGCAUCUCGCCUCAACCAGACUCAUUUCUGGUGGGAUGUUCGGAAUUUGCGCCGAUGGUCGUCUUUCUCCCUUGUUACAUUGAACGAGAUCCCAAAUUUCACCAAGCUCCUCACGACGGAAAUUCCUCAAGAUCUCGCACCGCGAACCCAUGUGUCGUCAUCCCGAUUGGCACCGGAUUCGGAAUUCGCUCUUGCAAAUCUUGUCCGUGAUAUCUAUGCUCCGCGGGUCAAUGCUGCACUCCGUGUUUCCCAGGGUCGCGACUCCAUGGCUCUUUAUCCUGCCCCUGACGCUGUGGCUGAUCAUGAGAAUGGACCACAUUUUCUUGCCAAUUAUCCCUCUGAUACCGAGGUCACAGCCUCAGGAUCUCCUCGUGGUCGAGUUGUUGGCCUGGUCAAAAGUUUUGACCGCUGGAACACAGGGAUGCGUAAUGAACAACCCCAUCGUCGUGUUGAGUAUCUCAAUGGCCUUUCGCAUCUGCAACGCUGCAUGCGUGAACACUCCUGUCGAUACGGCUUCAUCAUGACAGAAAUCGAACUCGUCUGUGUUCGGGCUGGCUGCGAUGAAGGUGACGAUGUUCCUUACUUUGGAUAUCUAGAACUUGCUCCUCCAAUUGCCACCAAAACAUCUUCGGCUUCUUACAACUCCCUUGGUGCAAGCUCUCUUGAGCAAAACUACCCGUCUUCGGCCGGAUUCUCCGGCCCUCUCACAGCUACAUUGGCAUUAUAUUACCUGCUUAUGCUUUCCAAGAGAGUUCCCCUCCCAGGUCAAGCAUCUUGGCACCUGAAUGUUGGCGGAACAGGCGCCCUGACUCGUCAACGUAUAUUGCCAGAGGGAAAAGAUAAAUGGAUUCCAGAACCCCAACAAAGGGAGCGCAGGGAGGCAAAGAGAAUUCGAGGCUGGGUUAUGCCGCAGGAUGCCUGGCAUCGUCGAGAGGGUGGAGGAGCGAGUCGAACGAAGGCUGCAAAGGCAAAGAAGUGGCACAAGUGA